Molecule: messenger RNA, 297 nt
Organism: Daldinia childiae
Lineage: Eukaryota; Fungi; Ascomycota; Sordariomycetes; Xylariales; Hypoxylaceae
Exons: 2
Coding region: 1-297 (98 amino acids)
Source: RefSeq, a predicted model, not a curated record
AUGUCGAAGAAAGGCGGAGAUCUCAACGAUAUGGCCAAGGAUGGCACUAGCAUUCCCGGAGAUGCCGGAAAACAGAACACGAUCCCAUCAGUACCCAACCCAAGCCAAAAAUCACAAGAUGCUUCCGGCGGAAUCGGCGGAGCCUCACUACACAGCGCGGCUGAUAACCCUAUCGGUGUAAGCAAGAACGCGGACGACAAUGCGGUUACAGCGAGCGGACACGCAGUGCCCCAAUCGACGGCCGCCAAGCCCAGCGGUAGCGGCGGCAAGGAGCGGGAACCCGUGAGGUUUCAGUAG